Molecule: messenger RNA, 1677 nt
Organism: Trichoplax adhaerens
Lineage: Eukaryota; Metazoa; Placozoa; Uniplacotomia; Trichoplacea; Trichoplacidae
Exons: 1
Coding region: 1-1677 (558 amino acids)
Molecular function (GO): protein binding
Source: RefSeq, a predicted model, not a curated record
AUGGGUUACAACAUAAGCAGAAUUGUUAAAUCAUCACUAGCGAAUGAAAAAGAAGAUUGCGUUCAAUUUUUACUUCGAUCCGGAUCUCGCUAUUGUGAAAAUAAAGAGUUUGAUGCCGCUCGAUUAGAAUAUGAGCAAGCUUAUCGUGAAAUUAGCACAAUGUGCUGUACGCAUGAUUAUCGACGAUUAUUACGUUGCGAAGUCCAGUUAGCACUGUCAGAUAGCUAUCUUAAACAGAAGCAAACUGACGAUGCUUACAGAUAUUGCCAACUUGCUGAAAUGGACAGAAACUCUGUUAAAGAAACAAGACAAAGUGGUAAAGAAUUUAGCGACUAUCCGAUAACCAAGACAAUUGAACGCUACUACAAAUUAAUCACGGAAAAUCGAGAAACAUUGACUUGGAAACAGAGAAUAUUAAAGUAUUAUUACUUAGCCAUUGCUGCUACCUACUGUAAAAUUGGAAGCCAAUGUGAUGAACGAUAUAAGUACGAUAUGGCUCUAUCCAUUUAUAAGCAUGCUAUACAAAUUACCACUAAGGUCUUUGGGGUCUAUCAUUCCGCAAUUGCUAAAUUAUAUGAUAAUAUUGGUAACAUCUAUUGCUGCCAAGAUCAGUACAGCGAUGCACUUUCAAAUUAUCAAGCAUCAUUAAAUAUUCGUCUGAAAUUAUAUGGAAAUAACCAUUUAGACAUCACACAGUCUUAUGAAAAUAUCGGAGAAGUUUAUUGCAAACAGAAUCGCUACGAUGAUGCUUUAUCAAUGCAUAAAAUAUCGCAUAUGAUUCGACUGGAGACAUUAGGAAAAGAUGCAAUCGAUUUAGGCCAUUCUAGCUAUAAUAUUGGAAAAAUUUAUUGCUUACAGGAGAAAUAUGAAAAUGCGUUAGAAAUGUAUCAGCAAAGUCUAGAAAUUUAUCGUAUCAAAUUAGGGGAUUCUAACGUUGAUGUAUGCAAUACCUAUAUUGGUAUUGGAAAUGUCUACUUUCAUCUAGGCAACUUUGACGAAGCAAUGGCCUAUUAUCAAAAGUCAUUAACCAUUGAAUUAAAAAUGUACGGUGAAGACAAUCUGCAUAUCGCUAACACUUAUAGUUGUAUUGGAGGAGUCUAUAACAAGCAGAACAAGUAUGACGAAGCAUACGCAAUUUAUCAGAAAUCCUUGGCUAUUCGUUUGUCCAAGCUUGGCGACGAUAGUUUAUCUGUAGCGCAUAGUUAUCACUGGAUCGGAAUUAUUAAAUAUUUACAACAACAGUAUGAUGAUGCUAUGAAAUUUUACGAAAAAUCGCUACUUAUAACAUUAGAGAAAUUAGGAAGUGAUCACUUGGAGGUGGCUGAAUUAUAUGAUAGAAUAGGCCAACUUUACCAUUCACGAAGUCAGUAUGAUCACGCUUUUGCCUAUUUUGAAAAAUCUCUUUUCAUAGUUAUGAAAAUUUUGGGAGAAGAUACUUUCAAGUGUGUUUCUUUAUAUCGUAAAAUGGGUUAUUGCUAUAACGAACAACAUCAAUUUGAUGCAGCAGUUGUAAUAUUUGAAAAAGCAAUUCGAAUUCUAUCCAAUCUGGAAGGUAAUUAUUAUCAAGAUAUUGCCGAUUUAUAUAAAAUGAUUGAAAAUAUUUAUUGGAAACAGGGAAAAGAUGAAUUCGCAAUAUUAGCUCAUCAGAAAUGUCAAGAAAUAAUAGCCUCAGAGUAG